Molecule: messenger RNA, 1391 nt
Organism: Brassica oleracea var. oleracea
Lineage: Eukaryota; Viridiplantae; Streptophyta; Magnoliopsida; Brassicales; Brassicaceae
Product: centromere protein X-like
Exons: 5
Coding region: 1-351 (116 amino acids)
Biological process (GO): replication fork processing; DNA repair; kinetochore assembly
Cellular component (GO): Fanconi anaemia nuclear complex; FANCM-MHF complex
Source: RefSeq, a predicted model, not a curated record
AUGGACGCUACCAAUGCCUUCGAUUCUGUGAUAUCCUGCUCGCUUCUUCCCUUAUCAUUCGAUGUUUUCUCCUCUGCACGCCAUCUUCAAGCACAUUUGGGCGCGAAGAUUUCGCGAGAGAGGAGUGAUGCCAUUGAUGCUACAGACGCUGAGGUUGCUCUGGGAACAUCCAAGAAGAACAGACUUGCUUCUGCCAACGCGAAUGCUCUGAAACUUAGCUGUGAGCUUCUCAAGAGCUUUGUCUCAGAGGCUGUGCAGCGCGCGGCUAUAAUUGCUGAAGCUGAGGGGAUGGAUAAGAUUGAAGCGAGUCAUUUGGAGAGGAUUCUUCCUCAGCUUCUUUUAGACUUUUAAAAGGUAUGUAUCAUCGAUAAUAAAUUUUGACUGUUAAUGUCUGAUGAUUAACAGUGAUUUCACGCAAGGUUUUUUGAAGAUAAUAUAAAUAGUCUAUUUCGCAUCUAUGAGAAAAAGAGAGCCUAGUAUAGUAUAUUUGACUUGAUCCUGUCCGUUACAUACAGUAGUGUUUGCAUGCACAUGGUUCGUCUUCUCCUCCAUUCUCUUUGGUUUACCUUCUGCUCAGAAAAACAAAAACCACAGGCUGUAUGCAGAUGGUGAUUUCCUUGUGAUAAAGUUUUAAUACUUAGGUGAAAAUGAACAGAUACAAGUAUUGUGUUUUCUUGAUUAACUCAAGUGGAGACACAUGGUAAUCGUUUCGAUGAAUGAUCCUUUGGACAAUCAACUCGUCCAUGAGCAAUGUCAGAGGAAGUUAGGCUCAGUAGCUGAUGUUAGGAUUGAUUCUUUUUUAGUCAGGCCGUAACUAACUUGGAGCUUACUACAAGUUCACGUGGGGUUGCGGUGACGCCGAAUGAGUAUUUACGACCACCAGACCGUGACAUCUGUCUCUUUCUGACAUCAUAGUUAAAGGAUACCUCGACAGUCGCUAUAUAUAUAGUUUUUUUUCUUAUCUAGUUAUCUCAUAAAUCUUUACGCAAAUUCACGAAAAUGGCUUCUUCUGCGGAUGCUCCUCUAGAGAGUGGCCUUUCGUCUCUAAGAUUGGCGGCGGAUAAGUACCGAUCGAUCUUGAACGAUGAAAAAACUGGAAAUAUACGGUGGAGGUACGGUGGUCCUCCGCUAUUUGACACUGUGAACAAGCUCUUCGAAGAAGAAAGAACCCAUGUAAUUUACAAACCAACUCUCUCUCCUCUCUCUGUCUUUUUUUUUUAAACAAUUGUGGUCAUUUUCAUAUUAUAGCAUCAUCUUAAUGGUAUUAAUAUGGUUCACUAGUAUCCACUAUCCUCAAUAAUUUCAAGACAAAGUCAAGAUAAUGACCAUACCGCAUCUGACGUGAUAGAUAGCAAACAUAUACUUUUUCUGUAGUGUUCAAACAUGUCAUU